AUGAGAACUUUGGUAAUAAUUUUAUUGUCAACAAAAAAGAAAAUAAAGAUUGUAAAAAUAAAGAAUGUUCAAAGAAAGAAUUCUUUCAUAUCAUUAGAAGAAUUUGGUAAUGACAUACCAUCGUGUGUGAGAUCAAUCAAUGAUUGGUGUUUCAGUGGAUGUAUUAGUCUGAGCAGUGUCACAAUAUCAUCAAAUGUAACAUCACUUGGUAAAGGGUGUUUUAGUUGGUGCAGCAGUCUAAGCAGUGUUACAAUAUCAUUUAGUGUCAUAUCAAUUGGUGGUUAUUGUUUUUAUAGAUGCAACAGUUUAAGUUGUGUUACAAUACAAUCAAACCUGACAUUAUUUGGGGAUUAUUGUUUCCCAACAAACAUUGUCAUUAAUCGUGAGUAA
Molecule: messenger RNA, 390 nt
Organism: Entamoeba invadens IP1
Lineage: Eukaryota; Evosea; Mastigamoebida; Endamoebidae
Exons: 2
Coding region: 1-390 (129 amino acids)
Source: RefSeq, a predicted model, not a curated record